This is a messenger RNA of Cinara cedri, 2835 nucleotides long. NCBI's taxonomy places the organism in Eukaryota, Metazoa, Arthropoda, Insecta, Hemiptera, Aphididae. The record is from the annotation of a GenBank genome assembly.
UGUGUUUAUUGGUCUAUGGUUAUUUGUUAUCAUAGACUACAGAUAAAAUAAUAACUGUAUACCAUAGACCUAUUAACAGGUCUAUGGUAUAUACGACCCAAGGUUUAUAGAUAAUACUAUUAUCUUUAAACCUUGUAUACGAUCGACGACCGUAAUACGUGCAUUAAAUGUAUACUUACAGUUUAAGCCUAAAUAACUACCAUUACUACCUAAUAUACUGUAUUAAUAUUAUUUAUUAUUGAAAGUUAGAUAUAGAUUCCUUUGACGAUUUACAAAAAUCAUGUCAUCGGUUAUGUUAGGCACGAUCGACAAAGAUUCUACCAUCGAACCAUUUAGGCUUACUAGUCAGUUUUUUCCAUCCAAGGUGGGUGGCAAACCAGCUUGGUUGGAUUUGAAACAUAUACCUGAAGCAAGUGAAUUGAUAUGCUCAAAGUGUAAUGUCCCUGUAGUUUUUUUGUGUCAAUUGUAUGCUCCAAUCGACGAACCCGAUCGCCAUGGUGCUUGUUUUCACCGAACAUUAUAUGUGUUCUUUUGCAACGAAUGCAAAGACAAUAGAACGUUUCUAGUUUUCAGAUCACAACUUUGCAUUAAAAAUGAUUACUAUUCAGAUGAUCCCGCUGAACCUGGUGAUUUGGAUAUUACACCAGAUAUGUGGGGAAUAAAAUUAUGUAAAGUAAGUAUUGUGGCAUUUGUGUAAAUAAGUAGUAAUGUUUUCAGUCAUGUGGCCAAAUAUAUAGAAACAAAAAAUGUCAUAUUUAUUGUUGAAAUGUUUGAUGUAUGUUUAAUGGUUUUAAACGCUAUAUAAAUUUCACAAAAUUAAAGUAGUACCUAUCUAUUUUAUUAUGCACUUAAACUAAAAGAACUAAUAACUUUAUGCAUUUUUUUUUCCUAUAAUUUAGACUAUUUAGUUUGUAUAGUUGAUAUUUAUUUUUUGUUUUUUUUGUUAGAUAUGUGGAUGCAAGUCUAUAAUAGAAUAUGAAUAUUUAUAUUGUAGCUCACACCAUCAAAAUAUUGAUUUAAAUAGAGAAUUAAAAGACAAGUAAUGUGUUACAUUUUAACAUUUAACAUUAAGGAAUUUAAAAAUAUUAAUAUUAGAAAUUAUAUAAUUUAGAUUUGUUGUGAUAUUACCUGAAUAUAUUAUUGAUGAAGAGUCUGAUGAUUGUUCAGUUGAAAGUUCAUUGAAUAGUGAGGACGAUGAAAGUGAUAACAGUGAAAAUUGCGAAAUAGCCCAUAUUCCAAAAGGAUCUCUUCAAGGUAAAAUACUUGUAAAUUAAUUUUUAGUAUUUUUAUUUUUUAUUAUGUUGUAUAUUUUAUUUAUAGACAUGGAUGGCUUGGAUGAAGCUUUGUUAGAAAUGGCCUAUGGAGGUGACAAAGAUGAUGAAUAUUUUGAAAAGUUUAAAAAAUCAAUAUCUUCAGUUCCUGGACAAAUUAUUAGGUAGAUAUCAAUCCUAUAAUUCUUAUUAAUAUUAUCUUCAGAAAGAAAGCUGUCCUAAGAUAAUGGGGACGGGUGCAGUCACUAUUGUGUGUGGGAAGUUGGGAAGGUAGGAUAUAGAUAGGAAUUUAAUAUAUAUCUGUAAGCAACGAUAAACCAUUGCUUAUGGAAAAAAAAUACAAUUCUGAGCGGAAUUCUGCUGAUAAGUGUUGCUUUGUCAACAAUAUACAUGUCAUAUUAUGGCAAAUCACAUAUGCAUUAAACAUUUUCUUUAAUAAUAUUUGUUUAAUAUUAUACCUAUUUUCCCAUUUUUCCUAUGUUUUUUCCCAUUUAUUGGGAGAACUUAUGAGUAAAUCAAAAAAUGACCUUUCUAAAGUACUAUCCCAGUCAGAUUUCCUUUCUGAAAAAGUGCUUUCAUUAUUAAUCGGAACAAAAUUGCUAGUAGAAAAGUUGUCCACAGAAAAAAAAAAAAAAUAACAUUAUAAAACAAAUACAUUCCACGUGCCAUUUAGAUUCUAAAAUGUAAAAUAUUUAUAUAGAUACGAUCGCUUAGGAGCACCAUUAUGGAUCUGUACCAAACGCAUACCUGAACUUAAUGAUAUUCCCUCCUGUCAAUUUUGUGGCAAACAAAGAAGUUUUGAAUUUCAAGUAUGUUAAAUUCAAAUUAAAUUAAUAUUAAUUUAACAUAUAAAUUAUUAUGUUGUAUGUUUUUAGAUAAUGCCACAAAUUUUGUACUAUUUAAAAUUGCCAGAAUUUUCAAGUAAUGAUUCUUCAUUCAAUUUUGGCAUUUUAGCUGUUUACACUUGUCCUGAAAGUUGUGAGACUGGUGAUAAAUAUAAUAAAGAAUUUUUGUGGGAACAAAGUCCACUAUAAUAAAAACUUGCAUUUAAUAUAAUAUAUAUUCAUGUGGGUAUAAAUAUGACCUGUAUAUAUAAUGAUUUAAAUCAUAAUAAGUAUACAAUAUUAUGAAUAUUUUCUAAUCCUGUAAAAAGUUUAAAAAACUAUCAUUAUUUGUAUUAUAUACAAAUUUAUUUAUAGAACUGCAUAAUUAUUAGUGCAUUUUGGAAUAAGUAUAUUCAUCAAUAGUUUUAAAGUUUUUUCCUUAUUAAUUAGUAUAUUAGUAGUAUUUAUAGACUUAUUAGUGUGUUCAAAAUAUUAUACUAAAUUAAUAUUGCGUAAAAAAAAAAACAUUUUUUAGUUAAGUGAUGAUUAUAUAAACAAUUAUUUAGUAAAUGUAUAUUUGAACUAGGUAUUGUUAUAAUACUAUACUUAAUUGUAUUAUCUUUUAUCCAAACAUUUUAUUAACCAUUAUAUUGUAAUAACAUUUCUACUAAUAUCUAAGUUAUUAAAAUAUAUUUAUUAUUAAUGUAAAAAAAUAAUAAUAUUUUAUUUAUGUUUAGUCA